Chondrus crispus (carragheen) is the source of this 156-nucleotide messenger RNA. RefSeq lists its product as hypothetical. The record is from RefSeq and is a predicted model, not a curated record. The transcript has a single exon. NCBI's taxonomy places the organism in Eukaryota, Rhodophyta, Florideophyceae, Gigartinales, Gigartinaceae. The coding region runs from base 1 to 156 and encodes 51 amino acids.
AUGCGGGCGGGCCUGGAGCACGCUGUGCUCGUCACCAGGGUGCGGUGCGGUGGCUGUUCACCAGCGCCUUGCUUUGGCGAGGGUUUGCGAUGGGUCCAUGUGCUGGGUCGCGCGACUGUGCAGGGUGAUGUGGAGAGCGCAGUGGGGAGGGGGUGA